AUGCCAGCGCCUUUGGUAUCACAGCUCUAUGUUUGGUAUGAAGCCCUCAAGUUGGUUAUGCGAUAUACUACGGACAAUCGCCAGCUGCGGCGGCAAUUCUUGGUUCUCGCGCUUGCAUCAGUGGUGCGGACUGGCACGCUCGUGGCCAAGAUGCGAAUGAACGAGAUGCAGGUUUAUUAUCAAAACUCUGGCCAGCUUGGCAAGUGGGUGCGGUCCAUGAUUGAGGGUGUCCUGGCAUGUGGUGUUAUUGCUGGGCUCACCAGCUGGCAUCAGUAUGCUGAGAAGGCCCUGGCUCGGAUGUGGAGGCAAGCACUGACGACGCGACUACAUCAAUUGUACUUCGCCAGCUCCCACUUCUAUCAGAUUGUUCAAGGCGGCGAGGCAGAGGGUGCGGUCGUCGACGCAGACGUACGGCUCACAACUGACGUCCCAGCUUUGGCCACGAGUGUGUCAAGCUUGCUUUCCCAGAUGCUCGGAGGAGUUGUCGAUGUGAUCGCGUUUUCCGCGAUAUUGGCCAGGCAGGGACGGAGAGGCAUCCUCUUUGCAGCUACCACUCAGUUCUAUGGCAUUUCCCUCUACAUAUUGUCCAACUACAUCAUGCCGGUGGAUUGGGCGGGGUUGCUGGGUGGCGCUGCUGCGACAGAUUCCGCACUAAAGCAAAGCCUCAGCCGCGCAGAGACACAUGCCCAGGCCAUCUGUGCCCUGCAAGGAGGUGCUCCAGAACUACGCGAUUUCAAUGGCAAGCUUCGUGCAGCGCUGGCGGCGAAAUGGCGAGCCUUUGUAGGUCAAGACAGGCUGGACACAGUGCUGUACUACUUCAUCUUCUCUUGUCUGGAGCAAUCUCCGCUGGGCUGGCUGACCUACCUUUGGGGAGUUUCCAGCUUGAUGGCUGGCCGCUCUGUUCGGGCUGGUGGUGAAGCCGGCCAUGUUCUUGGCUACACCGAGCGCAGCCAUAUGGUGGCUGAAGGCUACAGUCGUGGCAUCCAAUUGUUUUGGGGUGGCAACUUCCUGCUCUGGGCUACCUUUCGGAUUGUUUUCGCUCUGCAUCAGGUGCUGCAGAAUUACGCAGCUAUCAUGCGAAUCCAGCAUUUGGAGAAGAAGUUGGUGGCCACGGCACAGCCGCAGACUCGCGUACACGUCUCAACUGAAGACUGCAUUGAGUUCAAGGAUGUUUCUAUCCACACUCCGAGCAAUGCACUCUUGGUCGACCAGCUUUCGUUCUCUGUGCGCUGGGGCGAGGCUUUGCUCCUCACUGGCCACAAUGGGGCCGGCAAAAGCUCCAUCUUCCGCUGCCUCGGCGGGCUGUGGCAGAUCAAGAAUGGAAACAUUGUGCGGCCACGGAACACAGUUGAGAAUGACGGAAUUGGCCUGACGGGCGUAGUGUACUACCUUCCGCAAAGACCAUACAAUGCCCUGGGCACGCUGAUGGACGAGUUCUGCUAUCCGGACCCAGUGCCAGAGACCUUGACGCAGAAGGAGUUGCGCAGAUGGCUGGAUUUUGUCGAUUUGGGUCACCUCGCCGACUAUCCAGGCGCCUUCACACGGCAGAUUGACUGGGAGCAGGUUCUGUCGCGGGGCGAGCAGCAGCGUCUUGCCAUCCUUCGCCUGUUCUGGAGGCGACCCAAGUUUGCGGUGCUUGACGAGUGCACAUCAGCAGUGAGCGGUGAAAUGGAACGGCGCCUUUUCGAAUUGUGCCCAAAGCUUGGCAUUUCCUGCAUCACCAUAGCCCACCGCCCGGCGCUGUUGCAGUAUCAUCAGCAGCAGCUAUCGCUGACCGGCAAGCCUACCGAAAAUGGAGGUUGGAAACUCACCAAGAUUGAUGGUGGCUCUGCAACUUUCAAUCCAGAAGCCUGCAGUGACAUCGAUGCCCCUGCCCUUAUUGAGAAGUAUAUGGCCGGUCGUGCGAUUAAGCUCUCCGAAGCUCGCAAGAGCGAAUGCGCUGAGAUUACCCAGGAGCGCUCGCGCAAGUUCGAGGAGUCUAGCACACGUUCACUGCUGCCUCGGGACAUGGAGACCAGGGUCUUUCAUCCUGCCCUCUUGACCGGCCUCUGGCAGCGCCCGGCUGUUUGGCGUCUGGUCGCGUUCGCGCUCUGCCUGGUUGUGCGCUGCCCCCUCCUGAUAGCUGCUUGGAGGUCGGUGGGGGACAUCAUCGUGAGCGCAUUGUCAGGCGAUGUGGGAUUCAUCCGCCGUGCGUUCAGGAAGAAUUUGCUGCUGUCCCUUUUGACGCUGAUUCUGGAUCGAGUCAUCAAGCGUCUCUCAAACAGUUUGGCCAUGCUGCUGCAGGAAGGACUGUCUUUGAAAGUCCAUGAGCUCCUGCUGAAGAAGCAUGCCAUCCACCAUGGCAUGGCCUGGCAGCUUCCAUCCGUUUGGCCUCCUGGAGUACGGGCGGCUGAGGUGUCUGGCUUUGGAGAUACGUUGCUGCUCUUCGUGGAGCAGUCUUUGAAACCUUGUGUGCUGGCAUUCUAUGGUGCGGCUCUGUCGUUGUCCACUGGAGGUUGGAGAGUUCUGGCCCUCUACCUGCUGAACAUGCCACUUCACGGCCUCGUCUCUAAAUACGUAAUGCCCAACUAUGCCAUCCAUUUGGGCGGAUUGGCUGACAAGGAGGCCAAGUUCAAGACUGUUCACUCUCGCUUCCGCCAGAACUUGGAGCCUAUUGCCUUUUCCGGGGGUGGCCGCGCAGAACAGCGAAUCAUCGAGGAACGCUUCGACGACGUAAUAAGGACGCAGCAUGCGCUAGACAACGAAGACAUCCUGUACCAGGCCGCCACCGAUUUUCUGACGAAUGGUAGCUUAUUGCCUCUGUCAUUCAUGCGAAUCCUUUCCAUGUAUUACACGAUGAAGCAUUCCUCGGCAGUGAGCAUUGGCGCCAUAUCCCCGGCGGAACUUAAUGGCAUGUGGGCUUUUGACCGUGGAACGACGCUCGCCUUCAACAACAUGUCUGCUGUCUGCAGAUUGCCCGAACGCCUUACAAAUCUGUAUUUCUCCAUGGCCCGCUUCUCGGAGUUCCUCAGCGGCCUGGAGCAUGCAGCGCAGAUGGCCCCCACGGUUGCCACAGCCCGGAACGUGGCGGAUGAGCCUGUAUUGACUGUCCGAGACCUCGAUGUGGUGACGCCAGGUGGUAAAGAAGUGCUGGCACUGCACAUGGCCUUCCAGGUGAAAGCUGAUAAUCCCGUGGUCAUCACUGGGCCCAAUGCAUCAGGAAAAUCUUUGCUUGCAGAUCACCUUGCCGGACUUCGUCCCCCUGGCACUGUGAACGCUUCGGUGACUUUCUGCGGGACUUCAGUGUUCCGCAUUCGGCCAUUUCUUCACGACCUGCUUCUAAUUCCACAGAAGCCCUACUUGGCUCCAGGAGGGCUUGGCGAUCAGGUGUGCUACCCUCUAAACGGCCAAGACCAGGAUCCCAAGAUGCUGCAAGAAGCUUUGGACGCAGUCGGCAUUGGAUAUCUUGUUGAUCGUCAUGGAGGGCUCUUUGUUAAGCCCAAGCUGCAGUGGGAUGAGAUACUGUCAGGUGGCGAGCAGCAGCGCAUAGGCAUUGCACGCUGCCUCUUCCACCGGCCACGGAUAGUUAUCCUCGACGAAUGUACCUCCAUGGUUUCCCAGGACACAGAAGUCCAGCUUUACAAAGCCAUCUCUGCAACUGGUUCUGUGCCAAUCACGGUUUCUCAACGCCUUACGCUGCCGGAGCUCCAUGCGCAGGAGUUGCAACUGGGCUGCGACACUCUGGCCAUUGACCAAGAUGUGAAAGUAAAUGGCAAGUCGGUUAUUGGGAACAUUUGCCUGUUGGAUUUGUUGCUCUUCUCGCCGUUCAGAGCCUUGAAGAAAGUCUGCACGGAGAUCGGCAUCGCUCCAUGGCGUUUCAUUGGCCAGACACCAGAGAUGAGAGCUGCGUCGCGGACGGCUGCAGGGCGACGAGUUGCAGAAAUUCUUCAUUGGUUGGCGGCACAUCGUUUACAGCUUGGUGUACAGCAGUGGGUGGCGUUAGACGACAUGGAUUUGGCUGGCAGCUGUCAUCCUCAGCUUCGGGCUAACAUGGUCCGAACGGAUGUUCACAGAGGUCUGCAGCCAGAACAGGUGGAGGGUGCACUCUCCGUAUUGGGAGUUGGUCAGCCAACUCGCGUGCCGCUUCUUGCAAGUGUGCAACCACCACCCAAAGGUAUUGUUCUGGGUGUUGACGGCACGCUCAUCGGCUUUGCGAAUGUUUGCCGCCCUUGGGGGUCGUUUGUAGCCUUCUCGGAACCGGCGUGCAUCCAUGAGGACCACAUAGCUGUCUUCGCACGCCCGCAUUUGCAGAAAUUCUUGGAUUUCUGUUUCGAGCGCUUUGAAGGCGUAGCCAUUUGGACAACUUCUGGUGCCGGCUUUUGCGAAACGGUCGUUGCGGAGGUGCUGUUGCGGCAUCGAAACUGGUGUUUUUGUUGGUCUCAGCAGCGCUGCAGUGAACAUGCAAGGUAUCAGCAUGCUGAUGGUCUUGCACAUCCGACUUGCAAGCGACUCCGCAAAGUGUGGAAAUCUGCGACAAGGCGUCGUCGUGGCUUCCGCCGCGACACCACCAUCAUUGUGGAGGACACAUUCGGCAACUGCCACUUCAAUCGGGGCAAUGCCGUGAUCGUGCCAACCUUUGACGUUUCGAAGGCAUCAGCAACACAAGAUGAUAUCUUGCUCAAGUUGAUGCAGUACCUGGAGGCAGAGGUGCUUCCUGCUGCAGAUGUGCGCCGACGGCCCUGGUUUUAG
Messenger RNA from Symbiodinium pilosum, 4728 nucleotides. NCBI's taxonomy places the organism in Eukaryota, Dinophyceae, Suessiales, Symbiodiniaceae. The record is from the annotation of a GenBank genome assembly.